AUACCCAGUCACCCAGUGUGAAGGCGGGGACUCUCCGGCCGGACAAGGCAGCGGGUCCCAGCCCGCCCUGCGCGUCACGCCGUCGCGCAUGCGUCCUUGGUAGUCCGCGCGCAGUGAGGCGGGGCGAAAGGACAUUUUUUUUUCUUGCUCCCGCCUCUCUUCUUCCCCCACCUGCCACGUACAGAGCCGGAGUUCUUGCUAGGCUUGUUGGGUCAGUGUGAUUGGCCGGUGCCCGCGCGAGCCUGGGAGCGAGGUGCGGCAGUCGCGGAGGGCAACCGAGCGGGCCGUGACUACCGCCUCCCCGCGACGCCCCAGCCCUGUGGCCUCGCGUCGGCCCAGUCAUUGGAGACCGGCAGAGAGACGGCGGCCGCGGCCUCCGCAAGCCGUCUUUGUCUAGAGUUCUAUAUAUAGAACAUCCUGGAGUCCACCAUGAAUGGACAGUUGGAUCUGAGUGGGAAGCUAAUCAUCAAAGCUCAACUUGGGGAGGAUAUUCGGCGAAUUCCUAUUCAUAAUGAAGAUAUUACUUAUGAUGAGUUAGUGCUAAUGAUGCAACGAGUUUUCAGAGGAAAACUACUGAGUAAUGAUGAAGUAACAAUAAAGUAUAAAGAUGAAGAUGGAGAUCUUAUAACAAUUUUUGAUAGUUCUGACCUUUCCUUUGCAAUUCAGUGUAGUAGGAUACUGAAACUGACAUUAUUUGUUAAUGGCCAACCAAGACCCCUUGAAUCAAGUCAGGUGAAAUACCUCCGUCGAGAACUGAUAGAACUUCGAAAUAAAGUGAAUCGUUUGUUGGAUAGCUUGGAACCACCUGGAGAACCAGGGCCUUCCACCAGUAUUCCUGAAAAUGAUACUGUGGAUGGUAGGGAAGAAAAGCCUGCUUCUGAUUCUUCUGGAAAACAGUCUACUCAGGUUAUGGCAGCAAGUAUGUCAGCUUUUGAUCCUUUAAAAAACCAAGAUGAAAUCAAUAAAAAUGUUAUGUCAGCGUUUGGCUUAACGGAUGAUCAGGUUUCAGGGCCACCCAGUGCUCCUGCAGAAGAUCGUUCAGGAACACCUGACAGCAUUGCUUCCUCCUCCUCAGCAGCUCACCCACCAGGAGUUCAGCCACAGCAACCACCGUAUACAGGAGCUCAGACACAAGCAGGUCAGAUUGAAGGUCAGAUGUACCAACAGUACCAGCAACAGGCCGGUUAUGGUGCGCAGCAGCCGCAGGCUCCACCUCAGCAGCCUCAACAGUAUGGUAUUCAGUAUUCAGUAAGCUAUAGUCAGCAGACUGGACCCCAACAACCUCAGCAAUUCCAGGGAUAUGGCCAGCAACCAACUUCGCAGGCACCAGCUCCUGCCUUUUCUGGUCAGCCUCAACAACUGCCUGCUCAGCCACCACAGCAGUACCAGGCGAGCAAUUAUCCUGCACAAACUUACACUGCCCAAACCUCUCAGCCUACUAAUUAUACAGUGGCCCCUGCCUCUCAACCUGGAAUAGCUCCAAGCCAACCUGGGGCCUAUCAACCAAGACCAGGUUUUACUUCACUUCCUGGAAGUACCAUGACGGCUCCUCCAAGCGGGCCUAACCCUUAUGCACGUAACCGUCCUCCCUUUGGUCAGGGCUAUACCCAGCCUGGACCUGGUUAUCGAUAAGGAGGCUCAUCUAUACCAAUUAACGUAGCUGCUAGCUAUCGGCCUCCCAAAAGACUCCAAUACUAUUUUAAUUUGUAUUGAAGUUCAGAAAUUUAAAAAGCAGAGCAUUUUUUAUGAUAUCAUUGUUGCUGUUAACUGGAAGUAUAAUUUGCUGGACCACAAAAACCAAAAUGAAAGUUUUUUCCUCCCUGCUUAAAAAUGUAGCAGCUUCUUAGUUACUUUGGAACACUACUCUUAUGUGUAUAAAGUGAUUGAUUGACUUUCUAGCUUCCCUUGUCCAGAGGAUAUUAAAAUGCUAGGGUGAGGUUUAGCCAUCUUACUUGGCUUUUUACUAUUAACAUGAUGUACUAAAGUAGAGCCCUUUGAGAAUACAACUAGAUAUUAUGUAUAAAAUGUAACACUGAUAGGUUAAUAAAGAUGAUUGAAUCCA
Messenger RNA from Cebus imitator (Panamanian white-faced capuchin), 2062 nucleotides. RefSeq names its product trafficking from ER to golgi regulator (gene TFG). Gene Ontology annotation, cellular component: endoplasmic reticulum exit site. The record is from RefSeq and is a predicted model, not a curated record. The transcript is spliced from 8 exons. Bases 430 to 1632 code for a protein of 400 amino acids. Gene Ontology annotation, molecular function: identical protein binding. Gene Ontology annotation, biological process: endoplasmic reticulum to Golgi vesicle-mediated transport; COPII vesicle coat assembly. Lineage: Eukaryota; Metazoa; Chordata; Mammalia; Primates; Cebidae.